AUGCGGACCUGCGCGCACACACACGCACUCACUCACCACGCUGAAAGCUGGUGCACACGAUUCCCACUGAAGAAGACACGGAUGUGAGAGAUCAGAAUGGGUGUAACUGGAGAAAUGAAGGAGGACGAGGCUGCGUAAGAGACACACUUGGCGGACCGAGGUGAGGACGGUCGACAGCCGCCUCAGCAGGUGUGUGAGGCAGAAGUCGAGGGCGAUCUGGAGAAGCAGCGGUCCGAUAAAGUGCUUGUGAUGUUGCGUGGGGAUGAUGCCGAAUACCAGCGCCGCUAUCACACUCUGGCCAGCAGCACACGCCGCCUCUCCAACCCAGACAUGGAGGCCUUUGCCAGACUCCAGAAGAGCAGCGACAUGGAGCAUCAGAGGAGCAAAUACCCUCCGCAGCACGCAGCCACGCUGGUCAACACCAACUGCGCUCGCCAGCAGGCCCGGACUCCGCGCGGCGCUGCGGGGUUGCAACAGCAGUCUCUGGGCGAGCAGGUAGGAGGGCGAGUGUGUUACGCAUCCGCCGAGAGUUUGGAAAGCAUGGCGGACGCUGAGAUGCCGCUGGGCUUCAGCCGCUCAAACAUCCUCAGGCAGAGUCUUCCACUCGCACGGUCGCCCAGCCAGGCCAAACUACGAGCACCAGCGGUGUUGUUUUUGCAGUUUGGUGAUGAGACGCGGCGCGUUCACAUCACUCAUGAGCUGACUAGUAUGGAGACGCUCCACGCCCUGAUCGUGCACAUGUUCCCUCAAAAACUGACGAUGGGUGCGCUGCGUUCUCCCGGUACAGCGCUGCUCAUUAAAGACGAGGCACGCAACAUCUUCUAUGAGCUGGAGGACCCUCGUGAUAUCCACGACCGCUGUCUUAUCAAGAUCUACUGCAGAGAGGCUCCGAUGCGAGACACGCACUACAGCGCACAACACACAGCACACCCCGUACACCACGGACACAUCGCCAAUGGGGACCUGCGGGUGAGCCAAAAACUGGUGGCUGUUGAACUGUUUUAGUUAUUUUUUGUUAGAUAAAAUAUUAAUGUUAGUUAAAAAUGGGUGUUUUAUGCAAAUUAAGUUUUUUUUUUUUCAUCUCGCUCUUUGUUUUACUUGACCUCAGUGCUGCAUUUGACACUAUAGAUCAUGAUAUCCUCUUAGAUUGUGUAAAUUAUACAGGUGUCCAGGGACAGGGUUUAUGUUGGUUGUCAAAAGUCAGCUCAGUAAAGUAUGGAGUGCCUCAAGGGUCGGUAUAAGGCCCUUUGCUAUUCACAAUAUGCAUGCUGCCCCUGAGAGAAAUUAUU
Danio rerio (zebrafish) is the source of this 1289-nucleotide messenger RNA. It is a transcript of the gene srcin1b, whose product is annotated as SRC kinase signaling inhibitor 1b. Lineage: Eukaryota; Metazoa; Chordata; Actinopteri; Cypriniformes; Danionidae. The record is from RefSeq and is marked validated.